Messenger RNA from Sycon ciliatum, 2610 nucleotides. Its product is annotated as F-BAR domain only protein 2-like. Lineage: Eukaryota; Metazoa; Porifera; Calcarea; Leucosolenida; Sycettidae. Gene Ontology annotation, cellular component: plasma membrane; cytoplasm. Bases 205 to 1251 code for a protein of 348 amino acids. The transcript is spliced from 11 exons. The record is from RefSeq and is a predicted model, not a curated record.
CACAGUGUGGAGUUUGAUUUUUGCGCACUGACUGAUUUCUGGCACUCUGUUUGUUUGUUUGUUUUGUUUUGUUUUCUGUGUGCAUGGCAUCCGCAUCUACCUCAGCCUGGAAAAACGUCUUCUAAUGAGCCAACGUCCAGGUCCUCGCCAGCCCGCAACUUCUUGGAUGAUGACAUUGGCGGCGCAGUGCCGCCCUUGCAGCCUAUGGGCUCCGGCAGCAUGCUGGAACCGCUUGGCAUUCUCACUGCAGCACCAGUGUCAUCCGGCUCUGCUACACCACCAACGAGCACAAAAGAUCCUUCGUCUGGCAUCAUGAAGCCACAUGUGCCCGGAUUGGGAUCAAGUCCAGGCCGCUUCACGCCCGAAUCACCCCGAUCGCAGAGUCCACUAAUGGUGGGUCGAAGAAUGUCGUCUGGCUCUUUGGGCAGUAACACUAAUUCUUCCGGCAAUGCCUCGUCACCACAUGGCACUGGACUGUCAGUAUACGCCCUGUUCAAUGAAACUGUCAACGCUCUCUUCAAGGGCUCCAAUCUAUCCAGUACGCUGAUAAAGGUCACCGGUGAACUGCAGCUCUCAUUCCCAUCCACUUGCCUGGGUCAGAUCACACCGCUAGCGCCACCGCUCGUCUUGCGAAUCCAUCCCACCAGCGGUGUAGAUCAGGCGCAUGCCAAUACGCACUUGCUGGAAACCGACUCUACCUCGCCAAGUGGGGAUGUGUGCUACAGGUUCAAGAUGGCACCGUUACAAGCGUUCCUGAAGACACAGCACGAGGCAGCGCCGAACGCAGCUUUCUUCAAGGUCGACGUUUUCAAGUACCAUGCCAAGGUGACCUCAGCUGCAGCACUACCUAUCCAUGUCAACUGCCUGUGGAAAAGCGAUGAGACUGUAGCCAAUCUGAAAGUGAAUUACGCAUACAACCCACAGUGUCGACUCAACCCCGCACCCAUCAAGUUUGUGUCGUUCUUAACGCCUACUGAAGGUGUGAGUAACGUGCAGUCCAGUGGACAAUCACAAUGGGCCAAUGAUCGGUUAGUUUGGAAAAUUCCUGAAAUUGCGGCUGGCACUUCCUCCAGCCUUUUAGCCAAGAUGGAUUUGAAGAGCGGUCCUGGCCGACCGCCACAAGUCGCUGUACAAUUCUCUUUUGAAGGCCAAUGUUUGAGUGGAUUGAAUAUGGACAUUGCCUCUCCUGGCUAUCACCUCGCAUUGAUGAAGUAUCGCCUUGCUACCGGGAGGUACAUGGCCGAAGUAUAGCCAAAGCUAGUAGACUGCAUUCCGAGAAGUCGCCUGUUUUCUCUUUGCCUGUAUGGCACACCGGUACGUUGUUGUACACCGGUACUUGAUGUAGCAAUGAUGGUGAUGAUGAUGAUGUUUGGCGAUGCUAGGCUGGUCUUCCCAAUCGCCCAACUAUCAACGUCCGUCGUCACCUUUGAGCUGUUGCAGGAGCUUGGUCUUGUGUGGCGCAUUCAGGUGUCUUCCAUUUUUCUGUACAAAGGGUCUAUCUUCAUCAUUUUUCCUGUCUUUUCUUUCUUCUUCGAUUGUUCAUGCAAUGCUGUUGCUGCCUUAUGCCAUCCAUAUAUUCGCUAUGCCCCUCUGUUUUUUGUUUGUUCGUCCGCUCUCUUCUGGUCUGUGUCCUGUCUAUGUUCUGUUGUCCCUGUUGUUCCCGUUAACCCUACGAGUAUUUCCUUUUUAUAUUUUACUGUGUGUCAUAAUCAUACCAGCUACCUUACCUGUGCCGUGUGUCGCUGUGUCUGCUUUUCUUUAGUUUUGGCUGCUGCUGAUUGUUUCCUCUUUUGGUUUACCUAACAAUGCUCUCUCUCCCUCUCUCUCCCUCUCUCUCUCCCUCUCUCUCCCUCUCUCUCUCUGCUCAAGUUGAUGUGCAUAUGCAUUUCAAUGCUUCACCAGUCUCACUAAGAUCAUAGUGUGUCAUUCAUCCAGUCUUCAACAGAAGCCCAGCCCGAUGCCCAAGCCACCGCCUGGACUCCUGACAUCAGAACUUUGUAUUCGCUAAUCAGAGGAAUUCCAGCCAUCCAUAGUAUAUGCGUGAGUGUGUGUGUGUGGUGUGGUGUGUGUGUGUGUGUGUGUGUGUGCGAGAGAGUGUGUGCGUGUGUGUACUUGCGCUCUCACCAGCUCAGUCGGAUUUACGUUAGUGUGCCUGUCACCUAUGAAGUGUGCUUUUCCAGUGCUGAAUAUUUCUGCUGUCGCUGUAAUUAUUUACUCCCCCAGAAGCCGAGAUCCACCAGAUAUUCAACAGUGCAUGUCUGUGCAGUUCCCCUUUCCUAUCUGAAACAAAGUUAUUUUCUUGUUAUUCGUUUUCUCAUCUAUAUUUGAAAGAUGGGAGUAUCCGUGUCUGUCUGCUUGCUGUACGGCACGGCAGCCUGCUUGUUUUCUUCUGUGCCUUCUCGCUUGUAGCCUCCUGUUCCUUAGGUUUCACGUGCUUUACGCAGUCUGGUGUCGCUGUGCAUGCUUGUGCUUGUGCUGGUCUAGCACACUUGCCUUGUCCAAUGUUAGUGGUCGUCCUGAACCCCGUCGUGUAGUUCUAGUGUUUCCUUAGUGUUAUUAUUUUAGCCCUGCUCUUGCCAGGACAUGAUAAGGACAGCCGGUAUAGAAGUA